This is a messenger RNA of Trichoderma aggressivum f. europaeum, 243 nucleotides long. RefSeq lists its product as uncharacterized. Gene Ontology annotation, molecular function: microtubule plus-end binding. The record is from RefSeq and is a predicted model, not a curated record. Gene Ontology annotation, cellular component: DASH complex; mitotic spindle pole body; mitotic spindle. The transcript has 2 exons. The coding region runs from base 1 to 243 and encodes 80 amino acids. NCBI's taxonomy places the organism in Eukaryota, Fungi, Ascomycota, Sordariomycetes, Hypocreales, Hypocreaceae.
AUGGACACCCGCAACGGCGGCGCCGGCACCGCCAGCAGCAGAGCCUACUACGAACAGCAGCGAGAAGCCCUCGUCGGCGACAUUGCCGAAGUCGGCAACGAAUUCUCUUCCGUAGAAGCCCUCUGGUCACAAUUCGAAAACGUAAUGGGCAAAGACGAAGAAGCCAAUAAACAGACCGAACAACAACAACAACAAGACGCCGCAAAGCACAACGACGACGACGACGAGACAAUGCAAGAGUAG